GCUCCAACCACCAACCACCAACCGCCCCCUCCACCUGUCGGCAUUCGCCCAAGUUUCUAUUCUCAGAUUCGCGCAAAGUUUUCCCUAGUCUAGUCGGUAGUUUGUCCUGCCCCUGCACUAUCCUUGGAUCCCCUUCCACUCGUUCCAACUUUCCCGUAAACUGUAGGCAUUUUGGCGCCGGUGCACCCGUGUUCCCCCCAACUGCGGCUGUGGGGGAGAAUCGUGGUGGCUGUCCGAUAUAAAGACGCUGGCCAUCCCCCUCCAUAUCAGCCUUCAUCUAUCACGCACCAUCCUCCUCCCUUUCUCCCACAUCCACUGUUCUAUUUCAGGAUCGAACCACGAGCCAUAUUCUUUCUAUUUUAAUUCACCAACUUCUUCAUCCACCUUCUCUCUCCCACACUAUCCACAAUGAAGUUCCUUGCCUCUCUUGCCCUGUUGGCGUCUACUGUGGCUGCUGGCCCGGUGCUGUACCCCCGCCAGUCCAGCAACUCCACCCAAUCCUUCUACCUCAAGACCUCGGGCGCUACCAAUGACGACCACAACAACCUCUACGUUUAUGCCUACCACACCGGUGCGGGAUUUAAUGAUGCCGUGCUGACCUCGGACGUCGGAACGGCCAGCCCGGCCUUCCUGAACGGCACCCACACCCAGUUCGACCUGGGCACUUCUUUCCCUUGGGGAUUCAAGAUGGGCGUCCAGAACAACUAUGCAGCAUGGGAGUCUGUUCAGAUCAAUGUUGGAUACGGCGAUGAUGACUUCUCCAUUGGUUCUGCCGGCCUGGAGUGGUCGGCACAGGAUGGCUUCGGAGGCUGGCUAGGUGAGUGACUCUGAACUUAUAACCAUACAAACUGUCAGAACGUGCCACUAACUGCAGCCAUGUAGUGUGCGACUGGUACCACAACGCACCCCAGCUCUUCUACAUCUACCGCUAUGAGGAGCCCACUAUUCCGUCCUCCUGCAGCACUGUCGACCUGACGCCCGAAUACACUUCCUAAAGACACGACGUCUAGACCUCGCCACAGUGCCUUAACAGGGGCUCUAUGACGAGGGUGGCGUGACUGAUGAAUCAUGAGACCGAAGGAUCUGGGAGGAUAUGCGCCUCUCCCAGCCUGAAAGAGAAUGCACACUGUAACAAUACGCCUGUUAAAUGAUCGACCCUUACUAAUGUUAAUAUACUUAAUGAUGAGUGAGAAUGAGUUUUGAUGAUUGGGGAGGAAGGUGAUCUAUCUAUACGCGAAGCGUGGCAUGUUGCAUAGUCAGGAAUAUCUGGUUUAGAUAAUCUCACGUAAAUACAUGCAUUUAUACUAU
Molecule: messenger RNA, 1308 nt
Organism: Aspergillus eucalypticola CBS 122712
Lineage: Eukaryota; Fungi; Ascomycota; Eurotiomycetes; Eurotiales; Aspergillaceae
Exons: 2
Source: RefSeq, a predicted model, not a curated record